AUGGCCGACCUACACCGAGAUCGAGUCAAUCCGACUCCGGCUUUUUAUAACACUGGCGUGGAUUAUGCCGGACCCAUCAGCACGAAAGAUCGCAAAGGACGAGGCGAUAGGACUUACAAAUCAUACAUCUGCUUAUUCGUGUGUUUGACGACCAAAGCCAUCCAUUUAGAGUUGGUUUCCGAUCUCACAACCGAAGGUUUCAUACUCGCUCUGCGCAGAUUUGUGGCACGGCGAGGGAUGCCCAACAAAAUAUCAUCCGACAAUGGCACCAACCUUGUUGGAGCACACUCCGAAUUGUUACGACUCGGAGAAUUUCUCAUCAAAAACGAAGGUGAGUUAGCAAAUCAUUUAGCAUCCGAAAGGAUCAAUUGGAGUUUCAUACCUUCCUAUUCACCGCAUUUCGGAGGUAUUUGGGAGGUAGGCAUAAAAUCAACCAAGUAUCACCUGAAACGUGUCAUGGGAGACGCAUUGCUUACAUUCGAAGAGUUAUACAGCUUGCUGGUGCAAAUAGAGUCUGUUCUUAACUCACGUCCGCUAUCUCCUUUAUCAUCUCAUCCCGACGAUUUGCUGCCAUUAACUCCUGCACAUUUCCUCGUGGGGAAAUCUUUGACAGCCGUACCAUGCCCGAAUGUAACUGAUAUCAAGGAAUCCCGUUUGUCGCGAUAUCAAAGAAUACAGCAGAUUCAACAGAACUUCUGGAAACGAUGGUCGAAAGAAUUUAUUUCUGAAUUGCAAUGCCGCACCAAAUGGAGAGAAAACCAUGGAAAGCUCAAGAUCGGAGAUUGGGUGCUCAUAAAGGACGACAAUCUUCCUCCACUUCGUUGGCGUCUCGGUAGAGUCGUCGAACUACAUCCCGGAAUAGACUUAGUGACUCGAGCAGCUACUGUAAGGACUGCUAAGGGAUUGAGUCGACGUGUUACGUUAAAAUUGUGUCCAUUGCCAAUAGAAGCAACGCCACAAGAAGCUGAUCCUCAACAGUCUAAUAUCUAG
Molecule: messenger RNA, 990 nt
Organism: Cyphomyrmex costatus
Lineage: Eukaryota; Metazoa; Arthropoda; Insecta; Hymenoptera; Formicidae
Exons: 1
Coding region: 1-990 (329 amino acids)
Biological process (GO): DNA integration
Molecular function (GO): nucleic acid binding
Source: RefSeq, a predicted model, not a curated record